AUGGAAGUGGUAACGUACGAUAGGUUGGUUGCAGAUUUUGAGGCUCUAGAAUGCGUCCGCCGCCAGCGUGAACGGCGAGAAGCCGGCAGGGCAAAGAAGGAGCCUCCCGACAGCGGUAGCAGCGGAGGCGCUCUGGCAGCCGAGGAAGCGACGGAGCGGUAUCUAUCCAAGAUGCCUGCAGCACGCGAGACGAGGGAAGCGGUGUCGGCAUGCUGGCGGGCGCUUUCCGAGCAUGAACAUUUCUGCCGGCUCACUACUCCCGAGAAGCUUCAGAUGAUAAACCACCGCCCGUCCCAGGCUGUGGCAGUGCACUUGGUGAGCGAGCAAGCCUCUUUGGAUAAAAAUUGA
Ectocarpus siliculosus is the source of this 348-nucleotide messenger RNA. The record is from the annotation of a GenBank genome assembly. NCBI's taxonomy places the organism in Eukaryota, Phaeophyceae, Ectocarpales, Ectocarpaceae.